UUUCUCUGACCGCCGAGCCUCCAUCCCAUCCCGGAUCCUUUGCCGCAGCGUCAGCGCCGCCUCCUCUUCUUUUCCUCUUCCGCCCCCUCCCGCUUCCCGGCUUCUCCAGUCACGGUUCCCGGAGCCGGUAUUGAGCCCCGGGCCAAGGGGUGCCAUGCUGCCCUGGUGGUACUGAAGCAUGGCGACGCCGAUUCCUCCGCCUUCCUCGCGGCACCUGCGGCUACUGCGGCUGCUGCUCUCCGGCCUCAUCCUCGGAGCGGCCCUGAAAGGUGCCACCGCCCGCCGCCCGGAUGCUCCCACCUGUCCUGGAAGCCUGGAUUGUGCCCUGAAGAGGCGGGCCAGAUGCCCACCAGGUGCACAUGCCUGUGGACCAUGCCUUCAGUCUUUCCAGGAGGACCAGCGAGGGUUGUGUGUGCCCAGGAUGCACCAGUCUCCUGGAUUUCCUAUCUCCUCUUGGGCAGAAAAGGUGCCUGGGGUUGGGCAAGGGGAGGACCUGGCCCGGCCUAGACUGGAAGAAGAGAUCGAUUCUCUGGCCCAGGAACUGGCACUGAAGGAGAAGGAGGCUGAACACUCGCAGCUUACGGCACAGCCCUGGCCUGAGGCUGCGCAGAACCUCCUGGAGCCCGCAGCUACCCAGGGAUUCUCAAAGUGGGGUCAAGGACUGGAACCUGGCCUCCCCUCCACUCACGGAACCUCCCUGCCCACACCCCACGCCUCCUUGGGCUCCCCUGUAUCUUCUGGGCCUGUGCACAUGUCCCCGUUGGAGUCCCGGGGCAGGCAUGGAAAUGGCCUCACCCUUGUGCUGAUCCUGGCUUUCUGCUUGGCGAGCACAGCCGCCCUGGCAGUGGCAGCCCUCUGCUGGUGUAGGCUACAGCGAGAGAUCCGCCUGACUCAGAAGACCGACUAUGCUGCCACAACCAAGGCGCCCACUUCACCUGCGUCACCUCGAAUCUCGCCUGGGGAUCAGCGGCUGGCGCACAGCGCUGAGAUGUAUCACUAUCAGCACCAGAGACAGCAGAUGUUGUGCCUGGAGCGGCAUAAGGAACCUCCAAAGGAACUGGAGUCAGCCUCCUCUGAUGAGGAGAACGAAGAUGGUGACUUCACAGUGUAUGAGUGCCCAGGCCUGGCACCUACAGGGGAGAUGGAGGUGCGCAACCCACUGUUUGACCACUCCUCGCUGUCGGCGCCGGUGCCCGGUCCCCAUUCCUCACCUCCGCUGCAGUGACUCCUUGGCCUAUGCCCACUUGCCUGCAGCCCACAGCCCACCGAUGGGAGAAGCAAGUCCUGGUGUUCCCCAUGGAAAAGAACAGCAUUGUGACCUUCGGCAUGCUUUUGGCAGGAGGGAGGCACCAGUCCCUGGGCUCCCUUGCCAGGGAGAUACUCUACCUUAUGUGGGAGACCUAACUUCUGCUUGCACAUUCUCUCUCUGGUCUGAACCCUCAAACUUGAGGGACUAGUCCAGAGCCCUAGAGCCCAGGCAUGAAUAGAAAGUUCUGGAGAUAAAAGCCAAUUAAAGUCUUUUUCAAACCUUC
This is a messenger RNA of Myodes glareolus (Bank vole), 1532 nucleotides long. It is a transcript of the gene Npdc1, whose product is annotated as neural proliferation, differentiation and control 1. Lineage: Eukaryota; Metazoa; Chordata; Mammalia; Rodentia; Cricetidae. The record is from RefSeq and is a predicted model, not a curated record. Gene Ontology annotation, cellular component: membrane.